CCUUUAAAGAAGGUUUCGUUGCUGUUUCUGCUGGCCUGGAGCUCCGUAUUUCUGGGAAGCACUUGCUCUCUAAAUCGGAUUGGGAAGUCUGAUAUAGGCCUAAAAUCCUUGGAGGAGCUAGUCUUGAUUAGGCGGACUUUGGAUGCACAGGCACUCAAGCUAAGGGGCUUGGAGAUCAAUCUACAUCGUGUGCUCAGCAGGGUGGUGCUUCUCGCCGAUGCAGAUGUGCAUGCACCAGGAAGAUUCUCCCUCAAAGAAGAUACCUUAGCAGAGCUAUCCAAGCGUCUAGAUAUGUUGCUCGAGCGACUGAGCCAGCAAGAUAAAAUAUCUACGAAAUUGCUGGAACUAAAUGAAGGGUCUAUUAGAGUGUGCCAUGAUCCUUUCUUUAACCAGACCUCACUGAAGGAGCUUUCUAAAGAUAAGGACGAACCACAAGUGGAUUUUUACCAGCCCGCCAAAUCCGAUUGCCAUGAACUUGAUACAGAUGUCCGGGUGGAUGGCGUCUAUUGGUUUCUGGUUCCGGAGCGCAAUGAAGUCCAGCGGGAUUUGCACGAGCGCUAUUGCGCCUUCGCCACCGACGGUCCCGCCUGGACAGUGAUCCAGAGCAGAGGUGGCUCCCUUGAUUCUAGUCCACCCGAGAACUUCAAUCGCAGCUGGGAUGAGUAUCGCGCAGGUUUCGGUAAUUUAUCCCGAGAUUUUUGGUUUGGCAACGAGUUCGCGCACAAGAUUCUCUACCGCGACGAUCAUGAGCUGAGAGUGGAGCUGCAGGAGGAAGGGGCACCACUGGAUUGGGCGGAGUAUCCACUCUUCUGGCUGGACAGUGAGAGCUACAACUAUCAGCUUUCGGUGGAAGGUGAAUUCCGUGGUUCGCUGCCAGAUGCUCUGGGGCAGCACAAUCGGAUGGAUUUCAGCACUUACGAUCGGCGAAGGAGCCCUGCCAAAUCAGCAGAUUCCACCUGUGCCGAGGAUUACGGCGGUGGCUGGUGGUUCGAUCGCUGCACACAGUCCAAUCUGAACGGAGAACAUGGUGUCCACCAGAGAGCAAGUCCAGCCAUUAUCUGGAUGAACUGGCGAACCGGGACCGACAAAAUGAAAAGCUCGCGGAUGAUGAUUCGACCCGUAAUACCCAGUGCGGAGGAUACCGUCGACGAGGAUUAGGCGGCGGAGAACUGGGAAAUUUAAAUAGCAAUUCCAAUCAAAUGUUGCUCGUAUUCCUGCAAUUGAACGUUACCGAUAGUGGGCACUGCAAAUAAACGUUACCGAUAGCAAUCGAGUUUA
Molecule: messenger RNA, 1278 nt
Organism: Drosophila santomea
Lineage: Eukaryota; Metazoa; Arthropoda; Insecta; Diptera; Drosophilidae
Product: techylectin-5A
Exons: 2
Source: RefSeq, a predicted model, not a curated record